Messenger RNA from Chrysemys picta bellii (western painted turtle), 547 nucleotides. The record is from RefSeq and is a predicted model, not a curated record. NCBI's taxonomy places the organism in Eukaryota, Metazoa, Chordata, Testudines, Emydidae.
AUGGCCUUUUCAGGCCGGCCCCCCCGCCUGAAGGUCCUGGUGGACAUGGACGUCCCAGGCCCGAUCAGGGAGGGCGACUCGUUCACGCUGAGAUGUGUGGGGGACAGCGGGUCGCUGGACCAAGUCUACUUCUGGAUUCACAACGAGGAGCUGCACGGGGGCCCCUCUCAGCAGAUUGAAGGGGCAACCUUGUCUCACGGGGGCAAUUACACCUGCAUGAAGUGGGUCUCCGACAUAGGGCAUGCCUACCUGGCCAUAUCCCCCACCACCUAUGUGGCCAUCCUUGCCCCCCCUGUGGUGCAUGUGGUGGCCACCCCAGGCCCUCAUCGCAGCACGGGGGAACCCCUGUCCCUGACGUGCCGGCUGGACACCAGCGCCUAUAGCGGAUUGGACUUCUCCUGGUACAAGGAUGGUGAGCGGCUGGGGUGGGCACAGGCGGAACUGGCUUUCCCGGGCAUCCAGGUGGCUGAUGGGGGAAAGUAUCAGUGUGAGGUGCACAACACCCUAGGGAAAUCCACCUCCCUGCCACUCUCCAUCACUGUUGUGU